Messenger RNA from Coffea eugenioides, 1224 nucleotides. RefSeq names its product probable S-adenosylmethionine-dependent methyltransferase At5g37990. NCBI's taxonomy places the organism in Eukaryota, Viridiplantae, Streptophyta, Magnoliopsida, Gentianales, Rubiaceae. The record is from RefSeq and is a predicted model, not a curated record. Gene Ontology annotation, biological process: methylation. Gene Ontology annotation, molecular function: S-adenosylmethionine-dependent methyltransferase activity. The transcript has 3 exons. The coding region runs from base 18 to 1085 and encodes 355 amino acids.
UGCCUCAAGCAUAUGCCAUGAAUGGAGGAAAUGGACCUCAAAGCUAUGCCCAAAACUCAUCCUAUCAGAGAGGAGCAGUAGACGCUGCAAAAGAACUUAUCAAAGAAGAGAUUGACAAAGAACUUGAUGUCAAGCAACUUUCUUCAACCUCUGUGCAUCCAUUUCGAAUAGCAGAUUUUGGCUGUUCUACAGGACCAAAUACAUUUGUGGCCAUGAAAGCGAUAAGAGAAGCCCUGGAGGAAAAACUCAGAAAAGAGGGACUAGCAUCUGAAGUCCCUGAGUUUCAAGUCUUUUUUAAUGACCAUAUAUCUAAUGAUUUCAACACACUUUUUGCUUCACUUCCACCAGAGAGACACUACCUUGCAGCUGGAGUGCCUGGUGAUUUCCACAAGGUUUUGCUCCCAAAGGCAUCCCUUCAUUUUGCUCACUCGUCGUGCACGCUUAACUGGCUUUCAGAUGUGCCAAAUGAGGUUACAGACAACAUGUCCCCUGCAUGGAACAAAGGAAAGAUUCACCACGGAGGGGCCAAAAAGGAACUUCUUGAGGUUUAUGCAUCUCAAUUUGCCAAGGACCUGGAGUCAUUUCUGAAUGCAAGGGCACACGAGCUCGUCGAUGGAGGGUUGAUGGCCCUUGUUAUUCCUACUGUCCCUGAUGCCAUCCGUGAAUCUCAGACAACUAUCGUCCCAGAGAAAGGAUAUGAAGUUCUAGGAUCUUGUCUCAUGGACUUGGCUAAGAAGGGACUGGUUGAUGAAUUGAAAGUGGAUACGUUCAACAUACCACUAUAUUACGCAUCUCUUAAUGAGAUAAAGACCCUGAUGAAGGCAAAUGAACAUCUAAAUGUUCAGAGAAUGGAGAUAUUAAGCAUUCCAGGAAAGCAUGAGUUUUUGUCCAACCCUUGUGGAAUUGCUUUGCACCACAGAGCUGUCUUAGAGGGACUUCUAGAGAAACAAUUUGGAAGUGAUAUCAUGGAUGAAUUGUUUGAACUGUUUACGCAGAAACUCGCAGAGUCUUCCUCUCUCUUUAACCCUGAGAAUCAGGAUGUGGUUCUUAUUUUUGUCCUCCUGAAGCGAAAAAUGAGAACAUGAAACAAAUUUAGUGGACCUUAUGGAUUGUGCUGGUGUUGUUAGUUUCCGAAGGGCAACCCAAGAAAUGGCUUUGAAACAGCUGCUCCUGACUGUGGAACAUUAGCUUGCAUAAUCCAGCAUAUCUAGAAGCUAUCCAUUG